Molecule: messenger RNA, 1437 nt
Organism: Kwoniella botswanensis
Lineage: Eukaryota; Fungi; Basidiomycota; Tremellomycetes; Tremellales; Cryptococcaceae
Product: protein transporter SEC61 subunit alpha
Exons: 7
Coding region: 1-1437 (478 amino acids)
Biological process (GO): SRP-dependent cotranslational protein targeting to membrane, translocation; post-translational protein targeting to membrane, translocation
Cellular component (GO): membrane; Sec61 translocon complex
Molecular function (GO): transmembrane protein transporter activity; signal sequence receptor activity; ribosome binding
Source: RefSeq, a predicted model, not a curated record
AUGGGUUUCCGCUUCCUCGAGCUCGUUCGACCUUUCAUGAGCAUCCUCCCAGAGGUCACUGCUCCCGAGAAGAAGGUCGUAUUCAACCAUAAAGUGUUAUGGACAGCUACCACCCUACUCAUCUUCUUGGUCUGCUCUCAAGUACCUCUGUACGGUAUCAUGUCAUCGGACAGUUCAGAUCCACUGUACUGGCUCAGAGCGAUCUUGGCUUCCAACAGAGGUACAUUGAUGGAAUUGGGUAUCACACCGAUCGUCACUUCCGGUAUGAUCAUGCAAUUGCUCGCUGGAGCUCAGUUGAUCGACGUCGAUUUCAGCUUGAAAGAUGAUAGAGCGUUGUUCGGAGCUGCUCAAAAAUUAUUCGCCAUGAUCAUCGCCCUCGGUCAAGCCACCGUCUACGUCCUCACCGGUCUCUACGGUUCCCCCUCUUCCCUCGGUCCCGGUGUCUGUCUCCUCUUGAUCCUCCAACUCGUCUCCUCGUCACUCAUUGUCAUCCUUCUCGAUGAACUCCUCACCAAGGGUUACGGUCUCGGAUCUGGUAUCUCCUUGUUCAUCGCUACCAACAUUUGCGAGUCGAUCAUCUGGAAGGCCUUCUCCCCUAACACCGUCAACACCGGGAGAGGACCAGAAUUUGAAGGUGCUAUCAUUGCUCUCUUCCACUUGCUUUUCACUUGGAACGACAAGACCAGAGCUCUUAAAGAAGCCUUUUACAGGGAAAGAUUACCAAACGUUAUGAACUUGUUGGCUACGGUGGUAGUCUUCGCUUUGGUCAUCUACCUACAAGGAUUCAGAAUCGAAAUCCCAAUCAAAUCUUCCAAGAUGAGAGGUCAAAGGGGUUCAUACCCCGUCAAGCUCUUCUACACCUCCAACAUGCCAAUCAUGUUGGAAUCCGCUUUGACUUCCAACGUGUUCUUGAUCAGUCAAAUGUUAUCGUCAAGAUUCCCCAACAACUUCUUGGUUAGAUUGUUAGGAGUUUGGGAGCCAAUGGAAGAAGUACCCUCUCAACUCUCCGCCGUCUCCGGUAUCGCCUACUACAUGUCCGCUCCUCACUCCUUGACCAAAGCGAUCCAAGAUCCAUUCCACACCGUCGUCUACAUCGCAUUCAUCGUCACCGCCUGUGCCAUCUUCUCCAAAACCUGGAUCGAAGUCUCAGGUUCGGGACCAAGAGACGUCGCCAAGCAACUCAAAGAUCAAAACAUGACUCUUGCCGGACACCGAGAAGCGUCAAUCUACAAGGAACUCAAGAGGGUCAUCCCCACCGCUGCUGCUUUUGGAGGUGCUACUCUCGGUUUACUCUCGGUCUUGGCUGAUAUGAUGGGCGCUCUCGGAAGUGGUACGGGUAUUUUGAUGGCCACCACCAUCAUCUACGGAUACUUCGAGUUAGGCGUUAAAGAGAACUCUGGUCUCGAUGCCGCUGGUUUGGGUGAUUUACUCUUCUAA